Messenger RNA from Racocetra persica, 282 nucleotides. The record is from the annotation of a GenBank genome assembly. Lineage: Eukaryota; Fungi; Glomeromycota; Glomeromycetes; Diversisporales; Gigasporaceae.
AAACCGUUAGAACCCAAAGAACAUGUUAAUAUAACAAUAUCAUUAACUGAACAAAUAUUUAAAGAGGUUAAAACUGUUUAUAGUUAUUACGGUAGCUUAACCACACCACCAUGUACCGAAGGUGUUCGUUGGUUUGUUUCUCCAGAUGUGCUAAGCAUUAGUCCAUCCCAAUUUAAAUCCUUAAAGUAUGUAUUGAAAUACAACGCCCGAUUUACACAAAAACGUCUUGAUGGUGGUGAACCAACGUCACACGAACCGUGGAAGCCCAAGUUUGCACAUUGA